Molecule: messenger RNA, 4312 nt
Organism: Sphaeramia orbicularis (orbiculate cardinalfish)
Lineage: Eukaryota; Metazoa; Chordata; Actinopteri; Kurtiformes; Apogonidae
Gene: rras
Product: RAS related
Exons: 6
Coding region: 681-1274 (197 amino acids)
Biological process (GO): signal transduction
Cellular component (GO): membrane
Molecular function (GO): GTPase activity; GTP binding
Source: RefSeq, a predicted model, not a curated record
CUGUGUAACCAUGUUUUACAUCCUGCGCGAGAGCGGCUAGGUGAUGUCACUGCUUCUCUAAAUGCCCAAAUAAGGAAACUGACACAUGAAAGUGAGAUUUGUUCGGAUCAGUUUUCAACAUUUCUGAGGAAAAGCCGAAGUGUGAACGGACUGAGGUCGGUCGACUGUGUUUUGUGUCAGUGUACUGCUCUGUGCUGUGUGUUUGACUAAUUCUGAGUCUGCUGCUGCCGUUUCUUGAGGAAAGAAAAAAGAGGAAGCAGUUCCGCCCUCAGACGCAGCCUGGAGGCAGAAAAGAAAAGAGCGGAGACGGGGGAAGAAGAAAACCCGCGACACACACCGACUCCAACCAAAAAGUAAGCGAAAAGGGACCGAAACAAUAAAAGAGGCGACAGGAGUGCGGUAGAGGUAGUUUUUCGAGUGGACAGUGAAGUCAACUCCGGCGGGACUCCUCAGGUGUGGCGUUCACAGCCACAAUGGUCGCAGUAUUUUAAAGUUUCGAUGUGAAAAUGUGUCGUCUAAGUCUGCGGUUGUACCGAUAAAACGUUCUGCUAUAGAGGGACUUCUCCAGAACUCCGCUCCGGGACGGGCUUUUAGACUCUUUGGUUGUUUGCUAUAUCGGCGGGACUUUUUUUCUGCCCCGAACACAGUUGUUCCGGAUAAAUCCCAGUCCCAAACCAGUUAUGAGUGCAGAAGAGGAAAGAUUCAAACUGGUGGUGGUGGGAGGAGGAGGAGUGGGGAAGAGCGCCCUGACCAUCCAAUUCAUCCAGUCCUACUUUGUGUCAGACUAUGACCCCACCAUCGAAGACUCCUACACCAAAAUCUGCACCGUGGAUGGGAAGGAGACCCGGCUUGACAUCUUGGAUACAGCAGGGCAAGAGGAGUUUGGGGCAAUGAGAGAGCAGUACAUGCGCUCAGGAGAAGGAUUCCUCCUGGUGUUUGCACUCAACGAUCGUGGCAGCUACCAUGAGGUCCAGAAGUUCCACACUCAGAUCCUGAGAGUGAAGGACAGGGACGACUUCCCUAUGGUUCUGGUUGGAAACAAGGCUGACCUCGAACAACAAAGAGUGAUCUCCAGGGAGGAUGCUCAGGCGUUCGCCAGAGAGAAUAGGAUUCACUACAUGGAAGCUUCAGCCAAGAACCGCUACAAUGUGGAUGAAGCCUUCUUGGAGCUAGUGCAAAUCAUCAGAAGGUUUCAGGAAAUGGAGAGUCCUCCUCUUCCAUCUCAUCACACAGGGAAGCAGAAAAGCGGUGGCUGUCCCUGCAUCCUCCUCUAAUCACUGUUACUAUGGACACCAAAGCCUCGUCUCUCCAGCUUCUUCUAAAGGGAUGUGGGUGUCUGUGUGUGUGUGCGUGCAUGUGUGAGAACAUGUGAGAUGCAAAAAGAUGAGAUGCAUCAUUUUCUUCCCAAAUUGUAGUUUCACUUGCACUUUUGCCAACAGCAACCUUUUAAACCAGCGUUGUUUUUAUUUUAGAGAAAGGAUGUGAAGGUAGAGCUUUCAAUGGCUCGAAGCAGAGCCUGCACAGGACGAACAAAUCACUACUGUUUGAAGGGCUGAUACUCUUAAUUGGAGAUCACAAUUAAUUGUCAUACAAAUAAUUACAAUAUUAUUAUCCAGUCUGUUAACUUCAUGGCACCCCUGUCGUAUAAAGCUAAGAAUAGCUCAGUUAUGCACAUACACCUUAUGAAUAAGAGGAUGCAUUUACUGGCAUAUAAUGUGAAACAUAUAAAAUCAAUUAUGUUUCUGUUCUGAUCUGUUAAUAAGAACUGAGCACGGCAGAUAUAAGACUUACGUAUGGAAAGCAUGUUGCUGAAAUCAGACCAAGGUACAGUGUUAAACUCAAACUACCGCAGUGCUAGUUCAGAGUAAUGUCAUGGUAUUGCAAACAAUGUAGAAAAUUCCCUUAGUUCCACCAACUCUUUUUAUACAAGUGAAUGGAGAGGAUUAUGACCAUUUAGUAAAAUAAUUACCAUUAUUUCAAAUAAUCAUGGAGAUUAUGUAAUCACUGUGACAGGCCUAACUGUGUGUGAUAUUAUGAGAAUGAAUCAGGUUAAUGUAGAUAUUCUCACACCACUGUGUUUUUUUAGAAAUUAUUUUUACAAAUUACUUGCGCUGAAGGUACAGCUGAACACAGGUGUCGUCCAUGUCAUUGUGUUGGUAUGAGCUGUCAUGACCCACGCCUUCCUGCAGGGGGAAGCAGAGCUCGGCAUCAUGCCUCGUAUUCCCAUGUCCUCAAGUCUGAGAUGGAACAUGGUUUUAGAAACAACCGUCAUUAGAACAUGUGAUUUUCUACAUGAUAGGAACCUGGCGCUACAGUUUUCUUUUCAGCACCACUUGCUGUGUGUGAUGGAAGCUGCUCUUUCUUCUUUCUGGAUAGACUGGUACAAUCGCACAUCAGCAUUUUUAACCUAAGGCCUGAAUAUGUAGAGGAGACCGAGGACGGUUGAAACACACACCCACCCUAAUGCAUUUUAAUGGAUGGAUGGUGUUUUAAACCAAAUAACGUCAAAACAGUUCAUUAAAACUCUACCAUCUCCACAGCAUCUGAACCAACAAAAUCUGUCUGUGAAAACCUGACGUGGUUGAAAAAUCAAUUACAUGUGUUUUCAUAAAAAGACUCUUUAGACCAUUAUGUAUUAUAUGUAAAAGUGGACUGAAAGCACUGUUGAAGUCUUUGAACCUGUGUAUUAUUCUGGUACAUAUGUAAUCAAUUCCUAUUUUGCCACUGUUUUGUCAGUUUUGACUUCACUGUCUCUAUCUUAACAUCUUAACUGUUUUAUGAUUAACACAUUGAAUCCAUGGACUGUGUUGUCACCCCUGACCAAACACACCUAUCAAUGCUAUUCCCAUCUAUGUCUUAAGAGAAAUGGAAAGGAAUUAACUUCACUAGAAAAGCAAACAUCCUCUUGUCAAAACAGUACAUCCUCUUGUCUUGUCCUCAGUACAUAAAUCAGUAAAGGGCUGGGCCAUACAACAACUAAUAUUAUCAUGAUAAAAAAAAAAAGAUAAUAAAAUGAUAAUUGUCACAUCAUUUCAUUCCAUUUAAGUUGAAGUUUCAUUUUGGUCCUGGGUGAGAACAGAGGGAACUUUUUUUUUGUUUUGUUUUGUUUAUUUUUUAUGUUAAAGCUACAGAAAAGACACUAUCUUAAAAUGCCUAAAAUUAUGUGUAAAGCCAAAUACGCAUCAGCAGUCUCAGAUUCUGUGAUUUUUAGGGCUUGAUUUGUAUAUAAUCAGCAAAAUAUGAGUUCUAAUUCAGCAAAAUGAUGGCAAUGUAAAAGAUGGUUAUUUGUCAUUUUAAUUCUUCCUUUAUGAUCACAAGAUGACAGUUAAAAUUAAGUGUUUGUCACAGUGCACGCCAAAUAAACCUGAAAGAAUUUUUUUUUAUAUUGUAACAGUAAUUUUUGCUGUCUAAAAUUGUUGGAGGAUAAUCAUUUCCAUUGAUCUUUAAAGAAAAUGAACACAAUGAAAUAUUAAAAUAAUUGAGAAUUUCCCCUUGUGGGACUAAUAAAGGCAUAUCUUAUCUUAUAAUUUAUUAACACAAAAUGAUGAUUAUCAUUUUAUUACCCAGCCCUUUAUAAGUACCGGUAUGUAAGUUUUCUGUUCAUAUACUUGCUUUCAUUUCAUAUUGGUGCUGUGGGAAGUUUGGUUCAUUUAUUUUCCUUUUAAAAAUCAAUAAUGGGUAUUUAUCCUCUAUUCAUGUUAAUUAUUUUUGCUUGUUUUUCAUCUUUCCUCUGUCAAACUUCACAUAAGGAAAGUCAAAAUUCUGUCAAAGUAAUGAAGUAUACAAUCAUCUAGUGACAAACUUAUGUAAGAACAAAUUUGUCAGUUGAUUGGUUCUGACAUAAGGCCCAGUAUUUAUAUGAAUUACAAAGAAAAGUAUAUGUUCCCAACGGUAACUCCAUUACAAGAUGAAAAAUCGGCAUGUUUGGCACUUGGGGUUUCAGGCAUUUACUUUUUCAGGAGAUUUAUUGGAUCCACAACAAAUAUUCACUUCUCUUUGACUUGAUUUUAAGCUAAAUCAGUAUUUAAAAAGCCAUUUAAACUAGUAUUCAUAAAACUUAGUACUUAACAUGUUUAAUACCUGAACACAGCCCACCACUAUCCUUUCUUCUUUUUUCUACCUGUCUGAAUGACUGAUUUGGACUUUUCACAGAACAGUUUGUAGCUUUGAAAUGCAAAGUCCACUCAAGACCAAAGUUCAAUGAUGUACAAUUAUGUGAAGGCCUGCACCAUUUACAUCUGCAUUUGAUGCUAUGUGGCGCUAAAGUACAGUUGUAUUUGUCUUUACAUAUGUAAAUGUAAUGGACUUGGUA